Molecule: messenger RNA, 5283 nt
Organism: Antechinus flavipes (yellow-footed antechinus)
Lineage: Eukaryota; Metazoa; Chordata; Mammalia; Dasyuromorphia; Dasyuridae
Gene: KPNA5
Product: karyopherin subunit alpha 5
Exons: 14
Coding region: 222-1841 (539 amino acids)
Biological process (GO): NLS-bearing protein import into nucleus
Cellular component (GO): nucleoplasm; cytoplasm; nucleus
Molecular function (GO): nuclear import signal receptor activity; protein binding
Source: RefSeq, a predicted model, not a curated record
CGCCUCUCUCCUACCCACUUCUAGGAUAGUAGCUCCUCGCCGGGUGCAAGGGCUGCUGGGAGCGAGCCUCUGGGGUCUCGGGGAGGGGGCGCCGGGCGGCCGCCAUUUUGGAUUGCGAACCCGUCAGUCGAGCUUUUUGCCUGGGGAACAAGGGCAGCUGCAGUCGGCUAGGGCGUCAGUAACGACAUAACGAGUAGCCGAGCGUGGAACCUGGCCUUUCGAUGGAUGCCAUGGCAAGCCCAGGGAAAGAUAACUAUAGAAUGAAAAGUUACAAGAAUAAAGCAUUAAAUCCUCAAGAAAUGCGUAGACGAAGAGAAGAAGAAGGAAUUCAGCUUCGAAAACAAAAAAGGGAAGAACAGUUAUUCAAACGUAGAAAUGUCUCCCUUCCAGCAAAUGAUGACUCUAUGCUUGAAAGUCCUAUCCAAGAUCCAGAUAUCAGCUCUACAGUACCAGUUCCUGAGGAGGAAGUUAUUACUGUUGAUAUGGUACAAAUGAUUUUCUCCGAUGAUGCUGACCAACAGCUUACAGCAACACAGAAGUUUCGAAAGCUGCUUUCUAAAGAACCUAAUCCACCUAUUGAUGAAGUUAUACAAAAGCCAGGAGUUGUACAAAGAUUUGUGAAGUUUCUUGAAAGAAAUGAAAACUGUACUUUACAGUUUGAAGCUGCAUGGGCCUUAACUAAUAUAGCAUCUGGAACCUUUCUUCACACCAAGGUGGUAAUUGAAACUGGAGCUGUUCCAAUUUUUAUCAAACUCCUCAAUUCGGAACAUGAAGAUGUUCAGGAACAGGCAGUAUGGGCACUUGGUAAUAUUGCUGGUGACAAUGCAGAAUGCAGAGACUUUGUUCUGAAUUGUGGAAUACUCCCCCCUCUCUUAGAAUUACUGACAAAUUCAAACAGACUCACGACAACUCGAAAUGCUGUAUGGGCUCUUUCAAAUUUAUGUAGAGGCAAGAAUCCACCUCCAGAUUUCAGCAAGGUAUCGCCUUGCUUAAAUGUUCUAUCAAGGUUACUAUUUAGCAGUGACCCAGAUGUAUUAGCAGAUGCUUGUUGGGCCCUUUCUUAUCUUUCUGAUGGACCCAAUGACAAAAUCCAAGCAGUCAUUGACUCUGGAGUCUGUCGAAGACUGGUAGAACUUUUGAUGCACAAUGAUUACAAAGUGGUAUCACCUGCAUUAAGAGCAGUUGGUAAUAUUGUGACAGGUGAUGACAUUCAAACACAGGUAAUUCUGAAUUGCUCUGCAUUACCUUGCCUUUUACACUUACUGAGUAGUCCAAAAGAAUCAAUUAGAAAAGAGGCUUGUUGGACUGUUUCUAACAUCACUGCAGGAAAUAGAGCACAGAUUCAGGCUGUCAUAGAUGCAAAUAUAUUUCCUGUUUUGAUUGAAAUUCUUCAGAAAGCUGAAUUUCGUACCAGAAAAGAGGCAGCAUGGGCUAUAACCAAUGCAACAUCUGGAGGUACUCCAGAACAGAUACGGUAUCUGGUAGCAUUAGGUUGUAUUAAACCUCUUUGUGACCUUUUGACUGUGAUGGAUUCCAAAAUAGUCCAGGUGGCUUUAAAUGGUCUUGAAAAUAUUUUACGCCUUGGGGAGCAAGAAGCUAGACAAAAUGGAAUGGGCAUCAAUCCAUACUGUGCUCUCAUUGAAGAAGCAUAUGGUCUGGAUAAAAUUGAGUUUCUUCAAAGCCACGAAAAUCAAGAGAUCUACCAAAAAGCUUUUGAUCUUAUUGAACACUACUUUGGUGUGGAAGAUGAGGAUGCCAACAUUGUCCCGCAGGUGGAUGAAAACCAGCAGCAAUUUGUUUUUCAACAGCAGGAAGCACCAAUGGAAGGAUUUCAGUUAUAAAUAACUAAGUGAAAAGAAAUAUGUUAUUAAAUGUUAGCUUCGCAUAGCUCCUCUUUUUGGCCAGUCAGAAAGUUUGAUGUGGUUUUGGAGAGGGCAAAAAAAAGAAGCAGCUGAUGCACUUUUUAAAAAAAAACAAAAAGAAUUCUGUUUAGAUGUACCUCUCUUCAUUUAUAGCUUUUGUCUUUUGUAUUUAUAUAUUUUAUUGUUAGAUUUUUUUUUUUGUAACUGACUUGUGAGUUAAGUGUUCAUUAAACAUAUAAUUUAAUAACUUGAGCUUGAAAGGGAGAACCUUAGUAAAGUAUUAAUUAAAUAGUGGUUCUGAAUUUUUCAGGCAUUCUUUGAAACUGCUUAUCAGCAGUAACAGCUGUUGAUGAUUGCAUUUUGACAGUAAGUCUGACAUGCCCAGUUUCUUAAAUCUACCUCUGUUCUGAAGCAAAAAGUGUCAUUGCUUCAGAGCAAAAGCAUAAAAUAAAAGACAAACUAGUCAAAGCUGAAUUAGAAUGUGAAAAUAUUUAUUACUUUAAAUUGUUAAACACUGUGUUGUACAUUAUACUUUGCAGGAAAAAAACCGUGAACUCUAUUUAUGAAAAAAAUUUAAAAAAUAUCAUGUGCUGAAAAACAGACUUGUCUUUAAAAGAUGGCAGUUUAGGAAAAGAAGAGCUAUUCUGGUUUAUGUUGAGCAUACACUACAAUGUUUGCUUUUCUUGAAUUAUUUACUUAUUUCUUUUGGAAUAUAUACAAUGUUCACAGAAUCUCAGAUUCUAUUAGUGUGACUGACCAAAUAUGCUGCCAUUUUUUUGCUGCUUUUUCCCCUUACUUAAUUUUAGACUGUAGUACAUCAUGACAGAUGUUUAGUUAUGAAUGUAAAGUACAGCUGCAUAGCAAAAACAGUACAAUAAUUAUUUCUCUGAUUUUUGUCAGAACAGUAAUAGAAAAGUUGUGCUUUUCUUUGUAAUAAUUAAACUACUUGAAUGCCAAAAUUAUUUUAAAGAAGUCAAAUUAUUCUAUAUUAACUUUGAAAAAUGUGUUUAAUGUUAUUUGGGCACUAAAUGACCAAUAUCAAUGAGAAAUGCUAAGGAUUCUUGACUGUGUUUGAAAUCUAUAUUAGAUUUUAUGGUAUAAUACUCAAAUGAUCAACACUGCUGCUUGAUGUAUAUGUUAGAUAACUUAAUGAUUCAGUGUUUCAAAUUACUUAUCAUUUUAAGCCAUGUUUCAAGUCAGAUUUCAUGUAUUGAAGUUAAAAGAAAAAACCUUCGAAAUAUAAAACAAAUAAAAUCAUGCAUUAUUUACUUUGUGAAAAGUGUUCUUCCCUUGGUACUGUGCUUGAUAGAAAUUUAAAGCAGAUGUAGUACAAUUGAAUUCAUUUUUUAUUUAUAAGUACUUUAUAGUAGUCAGCUGUUUGCAUUUCCAAUUAAUAUCUACCUAUAAUGUUUUUAAAUGUACUUUACAGCUGUUUUAAGAUGGUAUUUGAUGCAAUUUUGAUAAGAUUCUUAGUCAUUUCAGAGUACUAUACAGAAAGAUUUGAUUUGAUAUGUAGCAACAUUUACAGUUUGAUUCUGCUGAAAAUCAGGCAUGUUACAGGACAAAAAUGUUUCAUGGGAGUGCUAUUAAUACUUUGUAAAUUACAAAUAAUGAAACUGAGCUUUUUAGCAGGACAUUUAAAACUUAAUACACAAAAUAUAUGUGGGGGGAAUAGGAGAUGGAAGGGUGAUGACAUGUCCAUAAAAUUAUAAUACAUCUGCCAAACUUUUUUAAUAAUGUUAUUUAGAGAAUUGUAUUUGUGUCCUUUUUUGUUAUGGUGGAAAUCUGAGGUUUAGUACAAAAAGUAUCUCUUUUGCAUUAUAUAUAUUAUAUAUAUAUUCAAAAGAACAGGGUGAUGACAUUAAAGAGUACCAAAUUAAUGAUGAAUUCAUCAGAUAAAAACAUUCUUUUGUUAUUAAAGCAGUUCUGAAUAUCAGGUAACAGGGUAUUCCACUGUUUCUAACUUAUUUUGAUAAUGUUGCAUGCAGCAUAAUACAUAAGUAAAAUAACCAGCUGUGCCUGCUUUUAUUUUGAGGACCCUGUAGACACUGUAAUACACCUCUCUAAGCCAAAUCUUUCAAGCAGAAUAAUCCUUAUUGAAGGAAAAAAAAAUGUGUAAUGAAUUUCUUGAGGGGGUUUUUACUUUCUGCAGGUAAAUACAGAAAAGUUUCUGAGCAGUGAAGUGACUGAACUUUACACAUUUCAAUACAAACCCUUUAGUCCUUGGAUCUCUUGUUUGAGUAGCAUAGCUAAUUUGUUUGGAUUUGGAUUCAUUGUGUUAAUUUGAAUAAAAGGGGCACUAUCUAGUAGUUUGGGACCAAAGUUUGAACUAUAUUAAAAAGUAUUAAUAAUGAGCUCUAUAGGUUAAGGACACAAGCAUCUUAAAUAUACCACUAUGUCAUAGAAAUUUUGAAAAGGUGGCCUCUUUCACAAGUUUACAUUUUAAAAUGCCUAGAUCAAUGGCGUCAUUCAUCUUCAGUGAUCUUUGUGGGGGGAAAAAUUGUACCAGUCUUAUUUUCCUCAAGUUUAUGAGAGAUGAAAAAGGUGAAAUGCUUUGCCAAAUGAAUUUUUAGAGAGUAUUGAAAUUAUUUUAAGUCUUUUUAAAGGGCAUGCAUACUUGGAAAAUGAAACAAACCAAAAAUCAGGCAAAAGUACUUGAAAGUGCCCCUUUUUAUUCAUUUGAUCAAGUAUACUGUUCUGUCUGAAUUUGAAUUUUGACUAGUUAAUCUAUGCAAUUAUGCAAAUUGGCUUCUGUUUCCUUAUAUACUUGACUCACUGAUCAUAACUAGUUUUCUACUAAAGUUUUUCAUUAUUACAUUUGUUUCCUUUUAAGAAUUAAUAUUACUAUUUAAUUUUGUAGUACCAUAUUUUAUUUUAUACACUGUUGCUGAUAGCAACCAGAAAGCAAAAAAAAAAAAUUGUAUUAAAAAUGUUGGCACAAAACGUAACUCAUCUUUAACUGUAAAACAUUAGCAGUUGGAAAAUGAUCUGUUUGGUUAGAUGAGGGACUAAAAGAAGCACUACUCCUUUUCCUUCAUGCUAUUUCUUUUCUCAUUUAAGAAUAAACACUUAGGGUAAAAAAUGACAGAUUUAGUGUGAUUUAAAACAAAUUCAACAAAUCUUUAAAAUACUGCUUACUUGUGAAACUGUGAAAUUGAAAUAAACAUCGGUACUGUUAGCAAAAUAACCUUUCCUUGUUUUAGUUCAUUGCAUUCUUGUUUUAUGUAAUAUGUGAAGAUAAAAAGCCUGUAUUAUAGGGCUUUAAGGGGAUAGUGCAUCUUUAAAUCCUGAUUUGGGAGUGGGAUGGGGGUGGGAAGAGGUAAGGGUAGUACAUGUAACUAAACCAACACAUGAGCAGUAUGCAAUAUUAUGGAAUGUUACAACACAUUACUUAUUAAAAUAAUAAAAAUAUUAUUUUAUA